Messenger RNA from Miscanthus lutarioriparius, 1854 nucleotides. The record is from the annotation of a GenBank genome assembly. Lineage: Eukaryota; Viridiplantae; Streptophyta; Magnoliopsida; Poales; Poaceae.
AUGGAUGAGCCGCCGCGCCCGCCCCCGCCCCCGCCCCCGCGGCCCGCGCUCAACUCCGCCGCCGCGACGUCAUGGCCGGAGCUUCUGGCGCCGUUCGACCUCUCCCGCCUCCGCGCCACGCUCUCCUCGCACCCGCUCACCCCGCGCCGCCUGGCCCGCCUGCUCGCGCUCCCGCUCUCCCCGGCCACAUCCCUGCUCCUCCUCGACUGGUACGCGUCCUCGCACCCGGCGCUCUCGCUCUCCUCCCUCCCGCUCCGCCCCAUCCUCGCGGUCGGGGCCGCCGACCCCGACCGCGCGCUCGCGCUCCUCGACUCCCUCCCGCGCUCCCGCCUGCCCCCGCUCCGCGAGUCCCUCCUGCUUCCGCUCCUCCGCUCCCUGCCCCCCGGCCGCGCGCUCCACCUGCUCGACCAGAUGCCCCGCCGCUUCGCCGUCACCCCGUCCUUCCGCUCCUACAACGUCGUCCUCUCCACGCUCGCGAGGGCCGACUGCCACGCCGACGCCCUGCUCCUGUACCGCCGGAUGCUCGGGGACCGCGUCCCGCCCACCACCUUCACCUUCGGCGUCGCCGCGCGCGCGCUCUGCCGCCUCGGCCGCGCCGGCGACGCGCUCGCGCUGCUCCGCGGGAUGGCGCGCCACGGAUGCGUGCCCGACGCCGUGCUCUACCAGACCGUCAUCCACGCCCUGGUCGCGCAGGGCGGGUCGCCGAGGCCGCGACGCUCCUCGACGAGAUGUUGCUCUGCGGUGCUCGGGCUGUGCGGGCUCGGGCGUGUGCGGGAGGCGGCCAGGCUGGUGGACAGGAUGAUGAUGCAGGGAUGCACGCCAAGUGCGGUGACAUAUGGGUUCCUCCUGCGGGGGCUGUGCCGAACAAGGCAGGUGGACGAGGCAUGCGCGAUGCUGGGGAGGUUGCCGGAGGUGAACGUGGUGAUACUUAAUACGGUGAUCCGGGGAUGUCUGGCGGAGGGGAAGCUGGCCAGGGCGACAGAGUUGAAUGGCAUGUGGGAUGAGGCAAGAGCAAUGCUGGAUCAGAUGUCAGCCAAGGGCUUUAGUAUGAACUCCCAAGGAUACAAUGGAAUCGUAUAUGCCUUAGGCAAGGAUGGCAAGCUUGAUGAAGCGAUGAGGCUUGUCCAAGAGAUGAAGAGUCAGGGGUGCAAGCCUGAUAUUUGCACGUACAAUACAAUAAUCUAUCAUCUCUGCAACAAUGACCAGAUGGAUGAGGCAGAACAUAUUUUCGGAAACUUACUUGAAGAGGGUGUUGUCGCCAAUGGAAUAACCUAUAACACUCUCAUUCAUGCACUUCUUCGCAGUGGAAGGUGGCAGGAGGGCCUAAGGCUUGCAAAUGAAAUGGUACUUCAUGGUUUCCAGCUAGAUGUUAUUAGCUACAAUGGCCUGAUUAAAGCCCUCUGCAAAGAGGGGAAUGUUGAUCGGAGUAUGGUGUUGCUUGAGGAAAUGAUGACAAAGGGAAUUAAGCCAAAUAAUUUCUCGUAUAACAUGCUGAUCAAUGAACUGUGCAAGGCAGGAAAGGUACGUGAUGCAUUGGAGCUCUCAAAGGAGAUGCUGAAUCAAGGACUGACACCUGACAUUGUGACUUACAAUACUCUCAUAAAUGGGUUAUGCAAAGUGGGAUGGACACAUGCUGCUUUAAAUCUCCUAGAGAAGCUACCCAACGAAAAUGUGCAUCCUGACAUUAUCACAUACAACAUUCUCAUUAGUUGGCACUGCAAAGUCAGAUUGCUUGAUGAUGUGGCUAUGCUUCUAGACAAAGCAGUAAGUGGGGGAAUAGUUCCUAAUGAGCGAACGUGGGGAAUGAUGGUGCAAAAUUUUGUCAGGCAGCCAGUCAAUCUUGAGGGUUACUAG